This is a messenger RNA of Lymnaea stagnalis (great pond snail), 12866 nucleotides long. The record is from the annotation of a GenBank genome assembly. NCBI's taxonomy places the organism in Eukaryota, Metazoa, Mollusca, Gastropoda, Lymnaeidae.
AAUUAGUAUAAACGCUACCAUAGCAUCAUGGCUGCGCCUAUUUACAAUGUUCAUUGAUACACCCACAAUCGCUGUCUCUUCGCUAUUAGUCUCAAUUUCAUAAUUUGAGGGUCAUAAUUGGUUUAUAAAACAGAUACAUACGUAUAAAAAGACGCCAGAUUAUACGUUCAAUACAACUUUUAUUUGAUGUAAUGGCAGAAGGCACAAAAUCACAAAUGGAAGACUUAAAUGGAGCAGCGGGAGACAAUGAUGAACCAGUUUUCGAUGAUAUAGAAAUGGCUCGAACUGGAAUUAAUAUGCUAUUAAAUAAUGGCUUCGAUGAAGCAUUUGCUCUUUUCGACAAAUAUAAGUAAGAAUGUUUUGGUAAUGCUGGAGUUUAACGUCCCCAAUUAUCUCUUGUUUUCUUCUUACUUUACUUCAUGUUUUCUGUGUCAGUAGCUAGUUUUUCAAAAAUGUAAAAGUUGUACUACAAUAAUCAAUAAUAAAAUAAACCAUGGGUGCUAUGGCCCAUGGCCGACAGACCAAUAUUAAGAACUAAGCUAGUUGGCUAAGUUGCAGUUGUGAUCUAGUAAAACUUUAUUUCCAUCAUAUCUAGAUGAGUUUGUGUACAGAAAUCGUAUCAGACAUGAGUAAAUUUUAAGGACGAAUGCCACUAUUUUAUCGAAUUUCACGAAUGUAUCCCUAAAUCGAUCCCUAUGCCUAACCUGAACCCUAAAUCAAUCCCUAUGCCUAACCUGAACCCUAAAUUGAUCCCUAUGCCUAAUCUGAACCCUAAAUCGAUCCCUCAACCUCACCUAAACCCUAAUUCACUGCAACUAUAAUAAACACACAAAAGACGCCGUGGCAUCCCUCCUUAAUUUUAGCCCAGACAUGGACAUAUCUUCGGGAAAUUCUUAAGUGCUGAGACUGAGAGUUAAAUUACAUUGUCAUUGUCUGAUAAAACAUAUAUUAAUAAAUUGGUACAAAAUGAAAUUGUGAUGGUCCUAUUAAUAUCUGUUUUAUGUUAAUUUAUUUGCUCUUUUAUUGUCUAACAGAAGAAACAAUUAAACAUGACCACAUGAUAGAAAUUAAUAGCAUAGGCAUAUGGACCAUGGAUAGGGGCAGGGGUAGGCUACUUCAUUUUUCAACCAAUCAAAAGCAGGACUUUUAGCAUAAAGCUCCCCCCCCGGUGUUCAUCUUGGAUGUGUUUCUUUUUUCAUUUCUUUUGAACCUUGUGGGUUGAAUAUUAAUAAAAGUAAAUGGAAAUUUCAUUUAAUAUACUUCAUUUUAAUUGUGUCGAUUGUCAGAUUUAGUUUAUAAUGCAAGUAAUGCGAAAGUUCACACACACCGUUUAGUCUAUUCACUUUAAGUCCAGUGCUUAGGGUGAGACCACUCAGUCAUGGGUCAGCAACCUUUUUUGAGUGAAAACCCAUUUUAUAAAUUAUAUCUGCUAAAGAAAACGUGAGGGCCAGCAGGCAGGGCGGAAUGUUUAAAGACUGGCACAUUUUCACUCUUGUAAAGGUUAAAAAUUGCUAAAACUUGGCACCCAUCAUAGGCUAAUUUAGUUAUGUGAUGUAUUUUUACAAUAAUACUCCUGUACUAAUCAAAGUUUUAAAAUAAAUCAAACCUAUUUAAAUUAUCACCUACAGAAAUGAAAGUCCCCUGAUGCACUCUGGAUACAGUUUUGUCUUCUUUAUGGUAACUUGAAACUUACUCAUCUAUAUAUCUUUAAGAAAUCAUAAUUAUGACAGAAAUCAUCUUUCUCACCAUUUCUUUUAGCUAGUGUCAACUGGAUUUAUAGGCUAUAAUUAAUGCUGUAGCAAAACAUCUUGUAACAAUACCAAAGCAUCUGUGAUAACUAUCAAAGAAAGUGACCCAUGUUGUUAUCACUUCUUUUCUCAGCAAGCACUGAUGUCAUUUGAAGAAGAGAAGCUUGGAGAGGCUCACAAGGUUUUGCAAGAGACUGAAAAAAAAUGUGCCUCCAAUGAUGGUUUUGUGAAAUCUUUCAAAAAGAAAUUUUCAAAGUCAAAGAAGAAGAAGGUGAGGACCACUACAAGGCAUAGCCUAAAUUAUUUUCAAUAGUCCUGGUUCUGUGGUUUUUAUUGAAAUUUUCACUUGGCAUUUUGUAGACUUAUUUUUGACAAUACCAAUGAAUAAAUUAAAAUAAUAUGAAUAUUAUAUGUCAAUUUAAUCCUUAACUCAUUUUUGGAUUUAAGACACAGUCCAACUAAAUUAAUCUAAAUUUGUUUUAAGAAAAGUAAAAGUUGCUGAUUAUCCCUUUAUAAGCUUCCAAUAAGUUUUUUUUUCUUUCUUUUGAUUCCUGUUGGUCAACAUCAAAUAUACUUACUAAAAUUUGGGGUGAGUAGUUAAGGUUACUUUUAAUUUUAUCUAUUCUUUUUAGUCAGAAAAUGCCUUGAACUUAGAAGAGCGAAUAACCAAUCAGGUCAUUGUGGCAGAUUGCCUUCUCUACCAAGCCAUCCUUGUGUUCACCAAUCAAGAUAUACCCAGCUAUGUAAAAGGUGGAUGGUUGCUACGCAAAGCCUGGAAAAUUUAUGAAAAGUUGCACAAGUAAGUUCAAACUAAUAUUCAUUAACUCAUCUGGUUAUUUAGAUUUUAAAAAAAGUAAUGUUUUGAAAUAAAAUGUUGUAUAAGUAAUGUGAUCUGGACUUUAAUUCACUUAUUUAUCUAUUUACUCUUUCUACUUUAGUCAUUGCUUAACUAUGCAUUAGUUGGUGCUUAGUUGAAAGUCCAUCCGCUUUUACAUUGCUGAAAUUUCAAUUACUUGUUCCUCCUCAGGGAGGUGACACAACUGACUGAAACUUUGGCUCAAAAUAAAAUUGCCAAGCUUCCAAAUUUCUCUUCGUCCGUUGACCCAGCCCCCAAAAAUAAUCCUGGUCCAGAAGGCCCUAAUCACUCUGAAAGCAAUGGUUCUCUUGAUGACAAUGAGGACCUGGAGUUGACGGUGGAUGUCCUGUCUCGUCUAUUGGGAGCUGUCAACUUUGGCUAUGGAACAUUUCAACUCUGUAUAUCCAUGGUGCCCCCCAAAAUACUUAAGCUCAUAGAAUUCUUUGGUUUUGAGGGUGACAGAGAGGUGAGAGGUUCUCAAAUGUUCUUAUGUUUUUGAAUAUUUGGUGGAUAUGUAGUCAAACUUAACAGCUAAAAUCAUGGAGGAACAUAUAAAAAAAUACUAUAAAUAAGUGUUAAUUAAAAAAAAAUGCUAUUAAUUGCUUUAAUUAUUUGCUAAAGAAAAUCAACUACAUACUUCCCUUGAAUUUUUAACCUCAGAUUGGGCUGAACUGCCUUGCUUUUACCAGCCAUAGUAAGGAUAUGAAGGCGCCACUGGCAACUUUAGCACUGCUCUGGUAUCACACAGUGCUGAGGCCAUUUUUUGCCUUGGAUGGGGCCAACCAAUUUCAAGCAGGUUUGUUUCAACCAUUGCUUAUGUAUUGCUGUUUUCAUGGGGGGGUUAACAUGCCUACCGUGUCAUGGUGCUGCCAUAAGAUUUCAACCAAAGUACUUACAUCCUUGUUAUAAGUAAUAUUCAUCAGAUUAAAAAGGGUAUGGAUUCAGAAGGUGCUCAAACAAAAUUAAAAAGACCCCUGCUUGUGUUGUAAACAAAGAGAUCUGAGAUUGCUGCUAUGAAAAAGUGAUAGUUAUAUUUGUUUGCUUGUGCCUAGAUAGACUUAAAAUCAUUUUUUAAAGCAUCAAAGACUUGACUCUGUUGGUUACAAUGAAGUAUUAUAAAAAUAUCAUCAGGGACAAAAGAAGCAGAGGCCAUCAUUAAGCAGAAAGAGGGAGAAUUCACCAAUUCUUCCUUGUUUUUAUUCUUCCAAGGCCGGAUACAUCGGUUAGAGGUAAGUUGAACUUUUAAUGAAAAUUUAUUGUUAACUUUGUCUGUUAUAUCAUGAGACAUCCCCUUUAUUAGACAGAUUGUAAUCCAGUUUGGUAAUGAGACUCUGCAUACCAUACAGUUUCAUCCAAUGACUUUGUGCUAAAUUGAAUAUGUUCCUAGAACUGAAUAGCGAUUUUUCAACAAAAAAAAACUUUUUUAACACAUCACAUUUUAAAUUUUUUUGGUUUCGGAUACUGCUCCUAAGAUAAUUGAACAGGCUUAGUAACACAGAGAGACUGCCUGAAUUUGAAUAAAUCAUGUUUAAGUAAGAAUUGAUAAAGGUUGUUGACCUGAAAGUGUCAAGUAUUUGAUAUUCUGGAAAAAAAUGAAACGCCCACAUUAUUUUAAAACCUUCCCCAGAAUCUCAUCCAAAUCUGUUUUGUGUUAAAAUUAUGUAAAAAAUGUUAGGGUGAUAAGAAGAUAGAAUUCAAGUUUUUAUUUUUUUUUAAAAUUGUUUAAUUUAAUUAAUUUAAAAAGAUUUCUCAGUUUUUUUUCUUUGUUUCCAUUUAGAAAAAAAAUGAUCUGUCCUUGAAGUUGUACAAAAGAGCUUUAGUGGAAGCUAAAGGCCAAAGAGAGAUAGAGCUGAUGUGUCUGUAUGAAAUAAGUAAGUGCUGAAAAAAGGCUUCUUAAACUUACUUACUCAUCACCUGGAAGAGCUUCGCUUGUGUGUUGCCCAUGUGCACUUUUAUUAUGGAUUAGCCAAAAAAAACAACAACAAAAAAGUAUCUGAGUGUCAUAAAAAAUAUUGUGAAAAAUAUAAAUAUAGAUAAACACCAUAAUUUAUUCUUGUCUGCUGAUGGCUUUUAUUGUAUUUGAUAAAAUAUUUUUUUUAAAGAAUUGUUUGAAAAAAAUUAAAAAAAUUAUAACAGAUUUUCUGAGUAGCCUGGUAGUAGACCUUGUGAAAUGUUGUUAGAGGCAUUUGUUGUCUUCUGGCCUAUAAUUGCAGCAUAACAUGGUGAAAUAUAUAAACAAUCAAGAAUGUUCAUCAAAACAGUUUUUAUACCAUUUUUCUCUAUUUCUAAGAAUGAAUUAUCUCGAUACAGCUGUAAAUAUUUCUGAUUUAUAACAUUUGUCCAUUUAUGCCCUCAGGUUGGUGCCAUGUGUUAAAAUUGCAGUGGAAAGAGGCCCAAGAGGGUUUUAUAAGGCUUCAGAAAGAAUCCAAGUGGUCACAAGCAUAUUAUACAUAUCUGGUAGCCGGUGAGUUGUUGAUUGUUGAGCUGCUGGUCAUUGAUCUGCUGGGGGUUUAUAAUUCUGCCAUGGCUGUUUUAGGGUAGUUAACAACCAAAUAUGUCUUUUUUUUUAAAUUUCUGCUGCAGGCUCUUAGAUUCACAGCCAUUGUCUAAUUUGUUAUGUCAGAAAUAGAGUAACUUCUGCUUAAUUUUCCAUUGCUUUUUUGUGUGUGUGUGUCAUUGUGUACAAAAUGCCAUUCUAACAUAAAGAUCCUUUUUUGUGAGCUGAUUCAUACGUAAACACCCCCAUCCCCACCUCUCCAUUUUUUCUGCUCGCGUAACAUUUUUGCAGUUCCUGUUUUAUAUUUUGAUAUUUUUAAAUAUUUUGAUUUAUGUAGUUCCUGUUCUCUUCUUUAAGAAGAUUGUGGUGGUUACAUCGUAGAAAGAAUAAAGACUUGUAAGUUAGGUUAUUUGCCCUCCAAUUUUUGGACCAUUUCUGUUCACAGUUUGCAUAGGAUCUCAGGGAGAGGUGGAGGCAGCGCAUGAUAUUUUUCACAAAGUGCCAGGACUUAUCAAGAGGAAGAACAAUCAGAUAGAGGCCUUUGUUGGCAGGAGGGUGAGUCAAACCUUUUCUAGCACUUGAGUAAUGAUUGUUUGUUGGCAGGAGGGAGAGUGAAACCUUUUCUAACACUUGAGUGAUGAUUGUUUGUUGGCAGGAGGGUGAGUGAAACCUUUUGUAGCACUUGAGUGAUGAUUGUUUGUUUGUUUGUUUUAUCUCUCCUAAACAUCUAUGAACAAAAUUUCUUAAAGCUGAAAUUACUAAUACAUCUCUGUGUUGCGAUACAUUGUAAUCCAUCUAAUAUUACCUGGUCAUUGACUUACUUUACCAAUAUAUUUGUAUGUGAUUAAAUAGAAAUAAUGUUUUUAAGAUAUCCUGCAUUAAAUUAAACAAUGCUCAUGUAAAACAAACAUAGAAAGGGUUUAGCUCUGCAUGCACCCCCCCCCCCCACACACCAGAUAUUGUUUGUCUUUUGCAUAGAUAAAAAUUUAAAGGAAAUGAUCGCAACAAACUUAACCUUGCUUAAUAAAUAUAAUUAAUUUUGCUCCUUGAGCCAAACUCAAAACAUGAUAAGAUUUACCCAGGCUGCCGCUAAGUUUUAUUUUAUUCUGAAAUAACAAUUCAUACCAGGAUGCUAAAUCUGGAGGAUUUUAUUGUUUCUCACUACGGAAAUGGAUAUUAAUGUAUUGAUAUUGACAGGCUGAAAAGUUUAAAAAACAGAAACCCACCCAAGAACACUGUCGCCUUCUGACUCUUGAGAUGAUAUUUUUGUGGCACGCCCUUCCUACCUGCACUCCUGAGGAGUUGAAACCACUACUGAAUGGUGAGUCCUCAAUAAAGAUUGCCAAAGGUCUUGUGAGUUGAAACCACUACUGAAUGGUGAGUCCUCAAUAAAGAUUGCCAAAAGUCUUGUGAGUUGAAACCACUACUGAAUGGUGAGUCCUCAAUAAAGAUUGCCAAAAGUCUUGUGAGUUGAAACCACUAUUGAAUGGUGAGUCCUCAAUAAAGUUUGCCACAGUCUAGUGAGUUGAAACCAAGUAGUUUUUAUGUUAGUUUUACAAAAGAUGCCCUAUGUCAAAUUCUUUACUUUUACUAGAGUUUUCAAAGGUGCCCUAUGCUAAAUUCUUUACUUUUACUAGAGUUUUCAAAGGUGCCCUAUGCUAAAUUCUAAACUGCAAAGUAGUGAAUACUUUUUAAAAUUUAAGGGUUAGGCAAAAAAUAAAUGAAAUAUGUUAGGGUCACAAAAUGUCAUUGAUCUAAUUCAACUGUUUACUGUUUCUAGAGACUUCUAUGAACAUUUGCUGCUGUGUCGUUGGUUUGCACCACAUCCACUAGAUGUAGCAUCCUAUCGCAUCGAAUUGAAAAUGGAAAUAAAAUUAUUAAAAUUUUGAAAUGUUUUGCCGCGCCCCUUACGAGGAAGCCUCAGCGUUUCAGUUUAAUGUGGCCCAAAAGUUAAGAACCACUGGAUCUAUGCAUCACUUUAACAUGUAGUCCCCUUACAGCAUAGGCAGAAGCUUAUCAAUUAAUCUUAGCCAGAUUCAAGGGACACAAACAAUGUAUGUAAAUAAAACAAUGCAGCUGAGCUUUAAUUAGGAUCAGACAAAGUUUAAAUUCAAACGUUUCCGCUCAUGCCUUCUUCAUCGGUGCAGUAAAAAAACAAAAAAACAUUGAUAUAAUUAUAACUUAAUCUCAUAACCUUAACCUAUAAUCUUUCAAAGUGGAAGGAGCAUCUGUUUUCAAUGUCGACAGAAUCAACUCAAAAGUCAAUGAAGACAGUUCAGUUUUUCGGAAGCAAUCUUAACCAAAUCGAUACAAGAUCUGAAUGAUCACCACUAUUUUUUUGGAUAAUGGAUAUUUUCAUGCAAUGUUCUUUAACAAAGAGUUUGUUGAAAGAUCCAGAUUCUUACCUCACACAUGACAUAAUCUAUUAUUUACAUCCAUGAGAGCUUUAACUCAUGUCAUCCAUCAUAUGUACUUAUUUACAACUUGACCUCAACCCAACUCUCCCUCUCCACCAUCUCUCUCUCACCCACACACACGUUAUCUGUCCCAUAUACACUUAUUUCCAUCCAGUGUGUGACAUGCAAAGUGACCACAACCUAAUGCCACUCAAAUGUCUACUGGAGGGUGCCUUGUACAAAGAGCUCGGCGAGGAUGAGAUGGCCGUCAAUGUAAGUCAUCGCUGAUUUUGGUUUUCAAUGAAAAUAUGAAAGUGAACUACUAUGAAAAUAUUUGCCAAGUUGAUAGCAAGCUACAGGAAAAGGGGACUGUAUUUUUAUAUGUGUGUUCCUUUUAUGUCUCAUACUUCUCAAGUUUCUUUACUCUCUCAGUCUUAACCUCCCCAUCUCUUGUGUUGAUUAUUGUUGUACUCUAGUUGCUAACUUUGUAGCAGCUUCACUUUGUCUACUGCUUCGGUUUUAAUGCUAAGAAUGAUCUGUUAAUUAAACCCAAGAUUUCUUUAUUGGGCCAAUAUUUCAUUGGUCAUUGGGUCAAUGAAUGUACAAUUGGAUUUGGGCAAAUCUUUCAUUGGUCAGUGUACAGUUUCAUUUUGGAAAAUCUUUCAUUAGUCAGUGUACGGCUUUAUUUGGGGAAAUCUUUAAUUGGUCAGUGUACAGCUGCAUUUGAUUAAUUAAGAUAUAUUCAUAAUAUUUAAAGAUUAAAUUAGUUAAUUAUGUAUACAUAUUUAAGAACAUAUCUUCCUUAGAAAAUCAACUUGCCUUAUGUUUCUACGACUCUUACAUUUUUUCAGUCAGACAUCUUCAAGCCUUACAGUAUCAUUAAUAGUAUUCCUGACUUUAGUUUCUGAAAGAAUUCCUACCAAUGAUUACGAUUAAAAAAUUGUUUGUCUUUUCUUUGCAUUGAUUGUAAGCAGUGUCUGAAGGAAGCGCUGGCCAGGCACCAGGGUAAAAAAGAUGACCAGUACAUCCCAGCGUUUACUUUGUUUGAACUCGCUUCCAUUUACAUGAAACAGCCACAGGUUAGUCACAGCCCCAACACCAUGUGACAGCUGGUAUACAUUUAAAAAACGACAUGCAUGCAUUUAACAACCACUAUGGGGUUUAUCACAUCUAACCUAUCAUCAUGCAUAUCAUUAAUAUACUUUAGAUACUUAUAAUACAGCUGUAGUUUCAUUCUUCACAUCUUCUAUAUGGAUUUGGGCUGGUGGUGGGAAAAGCAAAUGUUUCCAUUAUUGAAAUGAUUAAUAAUCACAGUACAGCAAUACCUUGUACAUUCGUGUUUCUGGAAUCGCGAGGUUUUAAUUUGCAUUGGCAAUUUGAUUGGAUAUCUGUAACCUCUAUGCACAGUAAUGUUUUCUUUAUUUGAUUGAAUUGUGCCUUUGUUCUAUGAUGACUUUUGUGACAUAUGAAGUUUACCUAGUUUACCUUCCAACAAUGACAAGUAAAAAUUAUUGGGUUCACAAUCCUAUUGGUUACUUGGUUUUACCUUUCCCUGAAUGCGAAAGAAAACGGCAGCCAAUGAAUUAGCAUACUGUGGGGGGUAACAUUGGUCUACUAUACCAUAAAUGUGGCAAAUAGCCAUUAGACGAUAGGGUUCUCUAUUUUUAUGUCUACCAUUAUUUUUUUUUGCGUCAACCAAAGUGCAAUGUAUUAAGCUAACUUUUAAAUGGAAUUAAAGUGAUUCGGUAGCAUGAUUUGGGUCAUAUUUAGUGGUUAAACUUUUAAAAAAAUAAAUAAUAAAGCAUUUAUUAGCAUUUUGAGUGACUCCUACCAAACAUUUGCCAUUCCUCCUGAUCCACGGCGGGUUCAUUAACCUCAUGAAUGUUCGAUGUAUUACCCUAUACCAUAAAUGGUGAAUGAGGUAUCUCAUCCAUAGUGUAAAAAGAAUUUCUUGCUGAAGUCAUUCCAUUGUUAAAAGGGGUUAUCUUGUACAUGUCAUUUUCUAAAAUUUAGAAGAAAAAAAAGGUGGACGGAGGGAGUGUGUUGCACUCCCAAUAAGUCAACCCUGUACCCCAUAUUUCAUCUCUUUCAGACUGUUCAAGAAGGGAAAAGUCACCUCCAGCUAAUUAAAGACAACUACAAAGAUUAUGACUUUGAGAACCGGCUCAGUGUACGAGUCAACAACGCACUGAAACGCUUGAAAGCAGCUCCUGGGAAUUCUGGAGUCUAAGGGGGUUUUUGGGGAGGAGGCUAGCUUCUGAUCAAGUGACGCCCCGAGCAAUAAAUGCACGUGAAUAUCAUCAUUAGGGGAACCAACAGUUUCUAAUAGGUUACCAUGAGAAAUAAUUGCUCGUUAAUAUCAUUAGGGGAAACAACAGUUUCUAAAAGGUUACCAUGAGAAAUAAUUGCUCAUUAAUAUCAUUAGGGGAAACAACAGUAUCUAAUAGGUUACCAUGAGAAAUUCUAAUGAAAUUUAUGUAAAUAAUAAAAUGGGCAUCUAUUUUUUUUUCUAUUCUCUUCAUAAAUCUUCCAGAACUAAUUAAUUCGGGGUGAUUUUUUAAAAAUAACAUUUACACAUACUCUAGAAACGCCAUAUCAAUUGUGUGUGUGUGUAACUAAGACGAAAUGGUUUUUGUCUUGUGAGGUGAGGGGUGGGCAGGUGAGGUUAGAUUGGAGACGAUGGAUAAUUGAUGAAACAUGAGAUUAUUGGCCUUGUAAAGGAAGAUUGUUAGAAGAAUGUUUAUAUUAAAAGGUGGCUUCAUGUCAAUGAAACAUGAGAAAGUGGUUGUCUUUGACUUUAUUAAAAAAAAAGGGAAGAUUUCCGUAUGAAAUGUCAUUUGGUAGGUUUACAACUUUUCUACUAUGUACGCGUGAUGUAAUGCAGCUAGUAUUUAGGCUUAGUUGGCAGUGAUGUUUGGUGAACCUAUGAAUGUGAUAUGCAUCCUUUUGACCAUGUGAUACAUUUAAAGAAUGCAAGUGUGGUUAAACGACCUCAAUGACUGAAUACUUUAGUUACGUUCUGACUGAAUUUUCACCAUUAUAUCAGUUGGUGGGGGAGGAAAACUAACAGUAAUGAUGCAUGUGGGGAGUUGUUAUCAUGUUGUAACUGUAGACUCACUACUGUCAGUUAACUGAAGACAUUGAAACAACCAACCUACCACUCAGGGAAAGCAGCAGUUGCUAGAAAAGCCAGACAAUUUUUCCAGUUGAUUUUUAACAUCAUAAAUAAUAAACCUUUUAGAAUUUUUAGCUUUAUCUUUCAAACGAAUAGAUCAAAAGUGUGUGACAUGCAAACUGACCACAGUAAACUUUAUGGGUGCAACUCUACAGAAGAAUUAAAGAAGAAACCCAUUGUCUCCACGUAAAUAAAACAAGGGAUCACUCAACUGAUCUAGAACCAUAAUUUUUUAUUUUUUUUUUACUGCAGGAGACUUAGACAACAAGGAAUUAGCUGCAGUUAGUUUAGCUUCUAUGUCCUUUGAUGUUCUGUUAUAUGUGCAUAGCCAUAUUAUGUUGAAUGCCUGUACAUGUAAAAUAUGCUUUCACAAAUCAGCUUAUGACAUCAUGUCAUAGGAUAUUUAUUGAUAGGUAAUUUAUUAUCUGUAAAUUAUACAUUAUUUACAAUGCUGAAUUAUCAGUAUGUGGUGCAUGAAAUGAGAAAGCGGUGAUGUGUGUGCUCAAUAUCGGGUGUAGAUUCAUGCCUUGUGUUGAUGAAAUAAUUAUGUGCUCCAUUUUUUUGUGCAUAAACCAAUGACAUCAUUGCAUCCAGAGAAAUAAAAUUCAGUGGGUCAAAAUAAAUCAUCUCUGUCCAGGUGAAGCCUUUCUUUCUUUCUUUUUUGUACAUAAGCUUCGUACUUGUGAUUCUCUAAAACUUGAGGGAAAACAUAAUGCUUAUAAUUAAAUGGCUUUAGAAUGUUGACAUUUUAAAAAAAUACAGAAUAAAAUUAUGUACUUCCUAUUUAGAAUCACAAGUAUGCAGUUUUUGUUUUAUAAAUCAGUUGAAUAAACAUGUUAUUCUUGAUUGUUUAAAAAAAAAAUUUGUGUGGACUCAUUCUUAUUUAGUUAUGUUGGUGUUCAUUGCUCAUCCCAAGGAAAUAAGGUAAAAAUAUUGCAUUUAAAAAAUAUUUUAUGUCUUGACUGAAAAAUUUUGAGAAAGAGUUUUUGACAGUUGAGUAGGAGAUAAAAAUAUUGAGACUUACACUUGCGAGGUACUCUUUUAGAAUAUGAUUAUCUAAUAUUCAAGACUCAAACCAGACUUCCCUCCUCCUUCUCAAUUCACUCUGCCAGGUUCUUUUACAAGAAAGGACCAGACUUCUCAAAAAGGUUUGAGUGUGUAUGAUAAACCAAGACUUUUAUUCGAGUGAUGUCCUUGUGAGUGAGACAUGAACUGAGGCAGGAACAAAACAGCACCCUUGGAACAGCUUCCUUCAGUAAGGUUGAAAGUCUCCUUCAGUGUAUGUUUGAAAGCCUCCUUCAGUGUAUGUUUGAAAGCCUACUUCAAUAUGUUUGAAGGCCUCCUUCAGUAUGGCUGGUGGCAUCCUUCAGUACGGCUGGUGACCCCCUUCAGUACGGCUUGUGGCCUCCUUCAGUACGGCUGGUGGCCUCCUUCAGUACGGCUGGUGGCCUCCUUUAGUUCUUCUUCUUCUAUAUCUUAAGGGCCCACGAUCAAUUUAUUGAUCAUUUUGGCUCCUAUGGUUUGGUUGGUGGCCUCCUUCAGUACGGUUAAUAGAUUAUAUCAUUAGAUGGAUACUUAGCCCACAGCUCAAUCCCCCUAUGAGCUGCAGUACCUUAAAUGAUGGCAUUUCAUUGCAAAUUUUUUUACUGCAAAUGAUCCUUGAAAUUCAUUUAUUUCAGUCACCUUUUAUUUCAUAAAAUAUUAUUUUUGGGCUUGUAUAGAGAUGUAACGUUUCUUACGCCUCUGUUUACUGAUGCAAUAGAAUGUAUGGUUACACAUGUGUCCGAACAAAAAAGGAACCCUUUUGAUAAUGAUGAAAAACACUAUUUAAUGCUCAUCAAUUUAAAAACUCCAACUCAUUUUAUGACUACUUACAAAAAGUAUUGAAAGGUCUCUGACAAUAAGUUAGAAUUAAAAUUAGUUUUGGAAUUUUAAACAUUGAUAAAUAUUUACCAUCUAUUUUUAUCAUCAUAAAAAAAGGGUUCCCUUUAAUCUCGGACACUGGCAGAUAGGAUUAUUUUUUUUAAAUCUAAUGUUAUAGGAAGUUAUAGAACGUCUGAGAAGGAACACUGGCUUUCAUCCUAACCAGGGCAACAUCAUAGAAUAUUUUAUUUAUUAGAUUAUAUCUGAAAGUUAGUAUCUUGGCCUAAAGUGAGUCACAUUCAGUAGAGCUCUUGAAAUCUGGUUUUUGUAG